AGGAGGGCGUGGCCUGUUCGCCCCUGCGUGACAGCUUCGGCGCCCCCGUCCCCGCCUUCUCCACACUCUCCGGCUGGCAGGAAGAAGCGAUAAUGGCUGCAGCUGACGGGGACGAUUCUCUGUAUCCUAUCGCCGUCCUCAUCGACGAGUUGCGGAAUGAGGACGUGCAGCUCCGUCUGAACAGUAUUAAGAAGCUCUCCACCAUUGCCUUGGCUUUGGGCGUAGAAAGGACCCGCAGUGAGCUUCUGCCGUUCCUGACCGAUACGAUCUAUGAUGAAGAUGAAGUGCUGCUGGCUUUGGCUGAACAAUUGGGGACGUUUACGUCACUGGUGGGGGGACCAGAGUUUGUCCACUGCUUACUGCCACCGCUAGAAAGCUUGGCCACCGUUGAGGAGACAGUGGUGAGGGACAGAGCUGUGGAAUCUCUCCGAGCCAUUUCCCAUGAACACUCCCCCUCCGACCUCGAGGCGCACUUUGUACCCCUGGUGAAGCGUUUGGCCAGCGGCGACUGGUUCACCUCCCGCACAUCUGCAUGCGGGCUCUUCAGCGUGUGUUAUCCACGGGUCUCCAGCACUGUAAAAGCAGAACUUAGACAACAUUUCCGGAACCUGUGCUCAGAUGACACUCCAAUGGUCAGACGAGCAGCCGCUUCCAAAUUGGGGGAAUUCGCAAAAGUAUUGGAGCUGGAAAAUGUGAAAAGUGAAAUAAUACCAAUGUUCUCCAACCUAGCCUCAGAUGAGCAGGAUUCUGUUCGUCUGUUGGCCGUGGAGGCCUGCGUGAAUAUUGCUCAGCUUCUACCUCAGGAGGAGUUGGAGCCGCUCGUGAUGCCCACACUGAGACAGGCAGCUGAAGAUAAGUCCUGGCGUGUUCGUUACAUGGUGGCAGACAAAUUCACAGAGCUCCAGAAAGCAGUCGGCCCAGAAAUCACAAAGACAGACUUGGUUCCGGCUUUCCAGAAUCUGAUGAAGGACUGUGAAGCCGAGGUGCGGGCCGCGGCGUCCAACAAAGUGAAAGAAUUCUGUGAGAACGUGUCAGCCGACAGUCGGGAGAAUGUCAUCAUGACGCAGAUCCUUCCGUGUGUCAAGGAAUUGGUUUCAGAUGCCAACCAGCAUGUGAAAUCUGCCCUGGCAUCAGUCAUCAUGGGCCUGUCCCCCAUCCUGGGGAAGGAUAACACUAUAGAGCAUCUUCUUCCUCUUUUUUUGGCUCAGCUGAAGGAUGAGUGUCCAGAAGUGAGGCUCAACAUCAUCUCUAACCUGGACUGCGUCAAUGAAGUCAUCGGCAUCCGCCAGCUCUCCCAGUCACUUCUGCCCGCUAUUGUGGAGUUGGCUGAAGACGCCAAGUGGCGAGUGCGCCUGGCCAUCAUCGAGUACAUGCCCCUGCUCGCCGGGCAGCUGGGCGUAGAGUUUUUCGACGAGAAGCUGAACUCGUUAUGUAUGGCCUGGCUGGUGGAUCACGUAUACGCCAUCAGGGAGGCAGCUACCAGCAACCUGAAGAAGCUGGUGGAGAAGUUUGGUAAAGAAUGGGCUCAGGCCACCAUCAUCCCAAAAGUGCUGGCAAUGUCCAACGACCCCAACUAUCUGCACCGAAUGACCACCUUGUUCUGCAUCAAUGUACUCUCUGAAGUUUGCGGACAGGAUAUCACCACCAAGCACAUGCUUCCCACGGUAGUGCGGAUGGCCGGCGAUGCCGUGGCAAAUGUGCGCUUUAAUGUUGCCAAGUCUCUGCAGAAGAUCGGACCCACACUGGACAACAGCACCCUACAGAGUGACGUGAAACCAGUUCUGGAGAAGUUAACUCAAGACCAAGAUGUAGAUGUGAAAUACUUUGCACAGGAAGCUCUUACAGUGUUGGCUUUGGCAUGAGGAUAAUCCAUACGGAGAUGCCGGCGACGACACUCCUGAUAUCACUCGGCCGACUCUCUUGCACGACUCCCGUUCGCAUUCGUUCUCAUGGCUCCGCACUGUAACCCACCCGUGCUCCGAUCCUUCUCAGCGAUGUGGUUUUUAUCUCCCGCGGCCUCCUGGAUCUCGGCUCUGCUCUGCCCCCUGUUUAGUCCUGAACUCUACUCCCAAUAAAUGAUCAGCGGCUGCGGCUUUCAACCUUCUCCUGCUGUUUUCCAGCCCUUAGGGACGCCGAAUGGGAUCACACGUUCAUAUAGGUGCUUUGUUUUUAACGCAACUUCUAAUCUGAGUAUGUGGGAGAGAGGGAAAAUGGCAGCUUUAUUUUUUUUGGGGUGAAAUAUCGCUUUCAGAUCUGUGCAUUUAUUCCUGAGCAGUGCUGGUAAAUGUUUAACAUUGUAUAAAUAAAUGAUGGUUCUACAAACCUCUGUCAGUCC
Molecule: messenger RNA, 2335 nt
Organism: Nanorana parkeri
Lineage: Eukaryota; Metazoa; Chordata; Amphibia; Anura; Dicroglossidae
Product: serine/threonine-protein phosphatase 2A 65 kDa regulatory subunit A alpha isoform
Exons: 15
Coding region: 93-1862 (589 amino acids)
Biological process (GO): protein dephosphorylation
Cellular component (GO): protein phosphatase type 2A complex; cytoplasm
Molecular function (GO): protein binding; protein phosphatase regulator activity
Source: RefSeq, a predicted model, not a curated record